Molecule: messenger RNA, 2466 nt
Organism: Saprolegnia diclina VS20
Lineage: Eukaryota; Oomycota; Saprolegniomycetes; Saprolegniales; Saprolegniaceae
Exons: 1
Coding region: 1-2466 (821 amino acids)
Biological process (GO): regulation of DNA-templated transcription
Cellular component (GO): chromatin; nucleus
Molecular function (GO): histone H3K36 methyltransferase activity; protein binding
Source: RefSeq, a predicted model, not a curated record
AUGAUAGAGCACGAGGCCGAGCACGUCGACCAUGGCAGCCGCAGCGUCGACCAGCCGCGGCCGGCGAUGAAGCAGACCGGCAUGGCCGGCUUCCUCGUCAAGACCGCGGAAGGCAAUGACGCCAGCACACCGGUCGCGCCCGCGAGCCCCGUCGCGACGCACCGUUCCAACUCGCUGAGCUCCAUCUUGAACGACGAUGACGAUGAGCCGCCAAAGGUCGACGUCUCGGACCCCAAGUUCACGCCGCAUGUGACCGACCUCGCGUUCAUCGCGCAGCUCAAGGUCGGGUCCAAGCUCGACGCCAAGUGCCAGAAAGACUUCCACUGGUACGCCGCCGACGUUGUCGCCAAGAAGCCCGAUUACAUCAAGGUACACUUCUAUGGGUACGGCCACAAGUGCGACCGGAUCUACUACGACGACAGCUACGACUGCCUCGCGCCCGCCGACAUGUACACGCGCGACGCCAAGCCCGCCGCCAAUAAGUCCCGCGUGGCCCCGUCCGCAGAGUUUCUGCUGUUCGAGGCGACCGGCAAGCCGCUGCCAAAGCCAAAGCCCGCCAUCACGCGACCACGGACGGCGUCCAAGCCCAAGAAUCCGCAGCCCAGGAAGAAGUCGGUGCUCAGCAUCGCUGACCUCGAGCGCAUUGCCGACAUGCGGCCGCGUAUGAAGCGCGCAGCAAAGGGCGACGAGGUCGAGCCGCCUCCGCCGCGCGAUGUCUUGAGCGACCAAGAGGACGAGGAUGAGGACGACGAGCCGGCGCCCAAGAAGACCAAGGUUGCCUCCAAGAAGCCUGUGGUUCCCGCGUGGCUUACAACCGGGCGCUCGGAGGAGGAGCUUCGGGACGCUGUGUUUUCGGCAGCAACUCGACGCGCGGCCGACGAGCUCGCCCACCCUCAGCCAAUGACGCACAUGAUGGACAAAGAGAUUUGCGCCAGCUGCGUCCAGGUCGACGACGAGCAGCUGAGCGACCUCGUGUACUGCGACGGGCCGUGCUGCCGUGUCUUCCACCAGUGCUGCCUCGGCCUCGACGACACUGACGUGCAGUCGACCGAGCCGUUCUUCUGCGACGACUGCAAGAGCGGGCAGCACGACUGCUUUCUCUGCGGCGAGCCUGGCACGUACAAGCAGACGCUGCUGCGCUGCGACCUCCGAGGCUGCGGCCGGUUCUACCACUUUGAGUGCAUCGCCAAGGACCACCGCUUCGACGUCGACGAGCGCUCGUUCCACAUCAAGUGUCCGGCGCACCGCUGCUGGACGUGCGACGCGCGGCGGACCAAAGACGCGGACCUCAUGCAGUGCCUCAAGUGCCCGACCUCGUACCACCCGGGCUGCAUCCCGCCGAGCGCCCGCUACAACAACGUCGCGACCAUCUGCGGCAAGCAUGAGGCCCCGCUGCCGGAUGUCCCACCGCACUACAUGGGCGGCGACAUUGUGCAUCGCGACGGCAAGGUCCGGUUCCCAGACCUGUACCUCCCAAAGGACAAUCCGCUCUUUGACGACGCAAGCGCGCUCCUGCACUUCCGCCUCAGCCGCGUCAUCCUCGAGGAGCACAACUCGCAGCCGCCGCGGUACCAGAAGCUCAAGCGCAACCGGUACCUCUUCAAGCCGGGCAAGAACCCGGACCUCAACGACCUCCCGCGCUGCAUCUGCACGGAAGCGUGCGGUGACGACUGCAUCAACCGCGCCAUCUUUGUCGAGUGCGUCGGCGGCGGCCGCGACGGCAACGCCAAGAUGUUCAACUGCAACCUCGGCCCGGGCUGCGGCAACCGCGCGCUGCAGGAAUGCAAGAUCCCGUCGACGGCCGUCGUGCCGUGCGGCAGCAAGGGCUUUGGGCUCAAGACGCUCGUGCCCAUCAAGGGCGGCGACCUCGUGGUCGAGUACGUGGGCGAGGUCAUCAACGAGGAGAUGAAGACGAAGCGGCUCGGCGAGCUCCACGACAUCAACUGGUACAUCAUGGCGCUCGUGCCCGGGCGCAUGUACAUUGACGGCCGCUUCAAGGGCUCCGAGUCGCGCUUCAUCAACCACUCGUGCGACCCCAACUGCCACCUCCUCAUCUGGGACGUCGGCGAGCACAAGCGCAUCGCGAUCACGGCCCUCCGCGACAUUGAGCCGCACGAAGAGCUUUCGUACGACUACCAAAUGGAGACGACCGCCGCGUCGGCCUUUACGUGCUACUGCGGCGCAUCGACGUGCCGGGGCACCAUGGCGCCCGACGAUCUCAACAACUCGAAAGAAGACAAGGCAGCCAAGAAAGCCGCCAAGAAGCCGGCCAAGAAGACCAAGAAGCGCCGCGUGGCCAAGGCGCCAGAGCCCACGACGAGCGGCGAAGCCUCGGACGACACGGACGAAGCCGCCAUCAAGCGCGAGGACAUUGUCAAGGCCGAGACGGUGGGCGAGGAUGACCCGAUGGGCCGUGACGUUGAGACCGCGACCAAGCUCGAAGCGCCGAUGCUUGACGCAAUAUAG